AUGGCGCUAGAGAGGUUUAUCAGUCAGAAGAAGAAGAAGCGAUUGUUAGACGGAUUGGACGUAAAGUGCUUGUUUUUUGGUGCAAGUAACAAGGAAGACAAAGUCACCAACGAGGAAGAGUCAGUUGUAGAAAACAUCGAAACCAUGGCGAGAUUCUCCCACGCCAUUCAGACACAAUUACCAGUCACGUGGUUGACUAGAAGUCUUGAGCUGAUCCACGACCUCCUUGUCUGGUUUCUAACGUACUACUGCAUUACUCUGGCUGCUACUCUAGCUAUGAAAUCUGCUUCCUUCGCUGUAGAUUCUACUUCGGCUGGACGCAAUCGUCAGAACUCACUAUUCGAUGGUGUUGAUAGCCCGGAUCUGCUCAAGCGACUGGAAGCACAGGAAAGUCUUCCUUCUUACAUUAAGCUGUUGAUUGGUGUCCUGAUUGAAACUAAAAAAGAGAUUUCUGAUCUAAGUCGUCUCUGUGAUUCCAUCCUCGCCGAGAAUAAAGUUCUUCGAGAGGAGAACGAAUCUUUGAAGUCCCAACUAAACAUUUUGUUACCAUCUCCAGGUGUGAGCGCCUCAAAAGAAUUUAGUUCCAGUUCCUCUCAAACGCAGAACGCGGAUUCGAGUUCAUCAAAAAUCGAUCCUGAUAUGAGUCGUUCGAUUGUGGUCUCGGGCGUUCCAGAAGGUCAGUCGCCCAACUCGGUCGAUAGAGCACAACAUGAUCUGCAUUGUGUACUCGCUCUUCUCAACUUCUUAGGUGUGGAAUGCUUACCUCCUCUAGUUUUUCGCAUGGGUGUUAGGAACAGUUCUCGUCCAAGAUUACUUAAGGUCAUUCUUCCAAAUGAUAGGUUUCAGAAAGAAGUGAUUAGGCUAGCUCCUCGCUUACGUUUUUUUCCUCAUAAAGGGGUCUACAUUCGGCCCUCGUUGACCAGAGAGGAGAGAAUGCGCAGGCGAGAAGCUCAUCGUGCUGGUUCUGUUCACAAUGACAACUCUGUUGCGAAUGGUGUACUCCAAGCUGAUUCGGCCAAUGUCACAUUCUUUACUCUACUUCAUUCAAACUAUGAUCUUGUUCUUUUAACGGAGACUUGGUUAAAUUCGAACCAUGACACAGCACCCCUUCUAGGUAUUAUAAAUUCCCAGUUUGAUGUCAUCCGCUGUGAUCGGCUCCAUAAGAAAGGAGGAGGAGUUCUUGUACUAGUCCGCAACACUCUUUCUUUUGAGAUUGUUUUCAAAAAGUCCCUUAAAGAGGCAUAUGAAAUACUUGUUGUAAACUUGUUUGUCCGAGCCUGCUAUGAGGCACCCUGCCUACUGGUAGGGGAUUUUAAUCUUCCCGAUGUGGAUUGGAACUCGGUCAACUGUAGCGCUGGUUGUUGCGCCGUAACUAAAGAAUUUGUGGACAUGUUUUAUUCCCAUAAUUUUGUACAGUAUGUAAAAAGCCCCACACGUGGCUCCUCGUAUCUCGAUCUGAUCUUUUGCAACGAUGUCGCGUUGAUCGGGGAGGUUGAAGUACUGCCCCCCAUUGGCAGCAGUGAUCAUGCAUCCGCUGAAUUCACUCUCAACGUUAGUCCACCCACCGUUACUCAGCGAAAAUGGGUAAGAGAUUUUAGCAAAACUAAAUAUGAAGCCAUCGAACAAUAUUUAGGAAACAUUGACUGGGUUGGUUCCUUCUCUACG
Ostertagia ostertagi is the source of this 1665-nucleotide messenger RNA. The record is from the annotation of a GenBank genome assembly. Lineage: Eukaryota; Metazoa; Nematoda; Chromadorea; Rhabditida; Trichostrongylidae.